AUUGCUAUGAAUUCUAGCAGUGGCAUCAUUGAACAUGUAGAGUAUUCAUUUUAUAACCGUUUUUUUCUAUGGUUAAAUAGUUUGUUUACAAAUACAAUGCGUUUGAAAACUUACCCUGAAUUAUACUGAAAUUUUUUUUUUUCUUUAAUUGUGUUAUAUUAGCGGUUAACCUGGGUUAAUAAAAAUGCCAACUUGGAAUCAGAUACAGUCUCAAUUAAGGAAUACAAAUAAUCCUGUUGUAUUUUUCGAUAUAAGUGUGGGGACAACUGAAAUAGGGAGGAUGAUCAUGGAGCUGUUUGCCGACGUGGUCCCCAAGACGUGCGAGAACUUCCGCGAGUUCUGCACGGGGGAGUACCGGAGAGACGGGGUGCCGUUGGGCUACAAGGGCGCCACCUUCCACCGGGUCAUUAAGGACUUCAUGAUCCAGGGUGGAGAUUUCGUAAACGGCGACGGCACGGGAGUGAUGAGCGUGUACGGGGGAGGGAGCUUCUCGGACGAGAACUUCAACCUCAAACACGAUGCUCCUGGCCUGCUGUCCAUGGCGAACAGCGGCAAGGACACGAACGGCUGCCAGUUCUUCAUCACGUGCGCCAAGUGCAACUUCCUGGACAGCAAACACGUGGUGUUCGGCAGGGUCAUCGACGGGCUGCUCGUCAUGCGCAAGAUAGAGAACGUGCCGACGGGACCCAACAACAAGCCCAAGAUCCCGGUCGUGAUAUCGCAGUGCGGUCAGAUGUGACGUGGCCUGCCGCCUCGGUCGGACAUCCGCACGUCCGAGUCUCGGCGAGGUGGUGGCGUCAAGAAGGUUUUUUUAUUUCCUCAGACGUUCCUCGCGCAAACGCACUCGCGUAUUUUUGUAUUGGCUUCAGCCGUUACCCUCGCAAGGGACUGGUAAAAACUUUUAAUUUAUACUUGUUGUAAUGUUGGCACUUUAUUUUGCUGAUUGGAUUUUUUUUUUUAUCUGAAGAAUCUAAUAGCUGUCCUUCCUUCGAACCUUCCUAAUCUCUAAAAGGUUUAGAACAGAGGUCUCGCAGAUAUUGAGGAGUUAUCGAAAAGUUUUUUGUUUUCUCCCCAUCUUCAUUUUGUUAUACUUGCUCCACCCUUGCUUAAUCAAUGAAAGUGACUUAUCAGUCUCUUGAUACAAUAGCCUGUUCCGUGUACUGUCUGUGUCUUGUGUAGGUGUUAUUUUUUUACGGAAGGCCACACUGAUGUACAAUUAAUUUAACAUAUGUUGUGAAACAAGUUUAUGUGUUGCUUUUCAUAAAUUUUAAGUAUAAAAGUACUUUUUCAGUACCAAGUCAAAAAUUA
Messenger RNA from Bacillus rossius redtenbacheri, 1308 nucleotides. Its product is annotated as peptidyl-prolyl cis-trans isomerase H. Gene Ontology annotation, biological process: protein folding; protein peptidyl-prolyl isomerization. Gene Ontology annotation, molecular function: peptidyl-prolyl cis-trans isomerase activity. The transcript has 4 exons. Gene Ontology annotation, cellular component: intracellular membrane-bounded organelle. Lineage: Eukaryota; Metazoa; Arthropoda; Insecta; Phasmatodea; Bacillidae. Bases 185 to 739 code for a protein of 184 amino acids. The record is from RefSeq and is a predicted model, not a curated record.